Messenger RNA from Ipomoea nil (Japanese morning glory), 1341 nucleotides. Its product is annotated as crocetin glucosyltransferase, chloroplastic-like. The transcript has a single exon. Lineage: Eukaryota; Viridiplantae; Streptophyta; Magnoliopsida; Solanales; Convolvulaceae. The record is from RefSeq and is a predicted model, not a curated record. The coding region runs from base 714 to 1325 and encodes 203 amino acids. Gene Ontology annotation, molecular function: UDP-glycosyltransferase activity.
UAACUCAAUCUCAGACCUUUGAAACGACGUAGUUUAAGUUUGGUGACAACAAAUGUGUAUCGUCUGAUGCAGAGCCAUUACCUUCCACCGCAACUUCUCUUUCAGAAACAAGCAUUCCAGGUGGCAGUUUUGUUCCAUUAAUUCUCGAUAUUUUCUCCAGGAUAAGUAAUGCUUCUUCUCGUCUCCCCUUUGCGCAUAAAAAUCUCAGUGAUUCAAUGGUGAAACCGUAGAACAAAAGAAGCAAUGAAGAGGGUACAGAAGAAAACGCAAGUAGCCAUCUCCAGCCCAGUUUUGGCAUGACAACCUGUAAUAAGCAGAAGAAGUAUUGGAUACUAAUUUGCUCAAUGCCGCCCCAUCGUGGCCGUGAUUCAUACUAUUAUGCUCCCCUAGGUUUCUGAGGUGGCCCGUGAUGUCAACCUCCCUUCCGCCUUGCUCUGGAUUCAACCCGCGACUGUUUUGGAUAUUUACUAUUACUACUUCCAUGGAUAUGAGGAUGACUUCAAGAAUGCCGCUAGCGAUCCAAACCGCCCCGUCUAACUACCUGGGCUUCCUCCCCUGUUCAGCCGCGAUCUCCCGUCAUCUCUACUCCCCUCCGGCUCCGGUGGAGAUUACAGUUUUGCCAUGCCAACCUUUAAGCUAAUCUAACUGUGCUGGUUAACACUUUCGACGCUUUGGAGGCAGAGGGACUGAAAUCCAUAAGUAGCUACAAUUUGAUGGGAGUUGGGCCAUUAAUUCCCUCCGCUUUCUUGGAUGGAAAAGAUCCCUACGACACCGCCUUCGACGGUGAUCUUUUCAAGAAAUCAAAGGACGGCGGCUACAUCAACGACUGGCUGAGCUCGCAGCUGGAGUCUUCUGUGGUCUACAUUUCAUUCAGAAGCCUCCUGAACCCUUCCAAAACCCAAAAGGAAGAUACCGCGAAAGGGUUGCUGGAGAUUAAAAGCCCAUUCCUGUGGGUGAUAAGAGACAAACCAGAAAACGAUAAAGGAGACAAUAACGAAGAAGAAAAGGAGAAAUUGAGUUGCAUGGAGGAAUUGGAAAAACAUGGAUUAAUAGUGCCAUGGCGUUCCCAAAUCGAAGUCCUGAAACACCCCUCUCUGGGUUGCUUCAUCACGCACUGUGGAUGGAAUUGGACUCUCGAAAGCAUAUACUCCGGCACACCGGCGGUGGCGUUCCCUCACUGGACGGACCAAGGGACUAACGCCAAGCUGAUUCAAGAUGCGUGGAAGACCGGCGUGCGGGUGACACAAGGCGAAGACGGCGUUGUUGGGAGUGAUGAAAUAAAGCGGUGCAUUGUGACGGUGGCUCAGAAUCUGAGACUGAGUUGAUAUGAUGAAAAGACGC